AUGUCUGAAGCGACUGUCAUCAACAAUAGUACUUCUGGCAACAUGGACCCCGGAAACGUUCACUCUCACAUUCAAUCGGAUUUCGCAUCCACGGAGUUUACCCCAGAGAAGCUCGCCAUGAUGCGCUUCAACUCAAGCCUCCUGGACUGCGACGAUGUCUUCUCUGACCCAGGCCAUAGUGGAGCUGGCAAGUCAGUAGGCUUCCGCGGGAGCCACAGCACAGCCAGGGCUGAGGGACGGAGCUCACUUGCUCGUUCAAGCCGACAGGUCACGAGCUCUGCCAGACGCACAAGCUCCUUCAUGCACGCUCACAAGAACAAGAUGUCGGCAGAGCUGACGACUCAAGCUGAAAGCAAGUUCUUCAGCUUGAUUGAGCUCAUGACCAGUGCCUCUCGCGAGGCGUCUUCUUUGAAGGAGUAUUGGUCCCGGCUGAUGUCAGACCGCGAGUCUUUCGACCGUGAGCGUGAAGAGUUGAUCACGCGCAUCGAAGAGAUCUCUGAGACUCUGGAGGAGAGGGAGAGCCAGCAGCAUAACCACGGCCGCGAGCUUGGUGAACGCAGAAAGGAAGUCGAGAAGCUUCUUAUCGAACUCUCUGCAGCCCUGAACGGCAUCAACGAGCAGAAGAAGAAGGUCCAUGACCGCGAUCACGACCUGGAGCGCAGCCGCAAGGAGUUGUCUGAAGUCCACAUCUCCAGCUCUCGCCUUCAGAUCGAUCAUGAUAAGAUCAAGUCUGACUUGGAAGGAGCUCUGACGCGUCUGAGGAACUUUGAGAGCGAGCGCGACCACGCUAAGGAGGAUGCCGAGAAGUACCGUAAUGAGCUACGCAACUUGACUCGUGAGCAUACAGAGUUUAAGUCUAGGCACACUGAUCUCAACACUCGAUUCGAGUCUUCUCGCAAGGAAGUGACUACACUCAUCGACCGCAUCAAGGGAUACGAAAGGGAGCGUGACACUUACCUCGUCGAGAAGGAUCGUCUGCAAGAGGAGCUGAGGAAGAUCACGACUCGCCAUGAUGAGACACACCGCGAGUUGACAGAUGUCACUGACCGUUACGAGAGACUCCAGCGUGAGCUCAAGCAGGUCAAAGAGUCCAUCCACUUCAUCGAAUCCGAGCGUGAUGACCACGUCUCCACCAUCGACCGCCUCAGAAUCGAAGUCAGGACCAAGACCACCAACAUCGAGGAUGUUGAAAGCCGCUUGGCUGAUAUUGUGUUGAAGCACGAGCAGUCCAAGCGGGAGUUGACUGGCAAAGAGGACAGACUCAGAGAUCUGCAAUCCGAGAUUGAAGAGGUUCGCCGCCACCUCGACCACAGUCGCGAGGAAAACCGCACCAUCAUCAUCGAGAGGGACGCACUCAAGGAUGACCUCGACAGUGAGCGCCACAAGGUCACCGAGAGCCACCGCAAGCACCACACCAUCCAAGAGACUCUGACCCACACUGGGCAUACCCUGUCCGAGGUGCGCUCCGAAGUUGCCAGCUACAUCGAGAAGAUUCGAACCAUCGAGAGCGAGCGUGAUGAUCACCGCCACAAGCACGACCACCUACAAAUUGAGUUCACCCAACUCAAAGAGAAGAUCUCGAUCCUGCAAGGCGAGAACCGUCAGCUAAUCGACGCGCGGGAUCGUGCUCGGAAAGAGACCGAAGAAUAUGCCCUUCGCUAUGAGGAAGUCACCGAGACGAUCGAGAACAAGGACGUCGGCGUAGGCGAGCUCGAAUUCGAGAUCGAAAGUCUGCGUGCUUUGCUACGUGAGGCGCGCGAGCAGAAGGAGAGAGCCAUAUCCGCACGCUCCACUGCCGAUCGUGAGCGAGAUGAGUUCAUGACCAAGUAUGAAGAGAAGUGCAGAGAGCUGGAGCGUUGGGAGGAGAGCAAGUCAAGCUACCUUCACUCCCAUGGACAUUCCCACAGUCAAUCUGGCGGCGGGUCGCGAUCUACUACGUCGAGGAUGGUUUCCAGUUCGUCGAGGAAUGGGUUCUCGUCGUCGUCGCACAAGCAUGAAAAUGCGAACAUUGAGUGA
Messenger RNA from Fulvia fulva, 2016 nucleotides. RefSeq lists its product as uncharacterized. Gene Ontology annotation, molecular function: double-stranded DNA binding; cohesin loader activity. NCBI's taxonomy places the organism in Eukaryota, Fungi, Ascomycota, Dothideomycetes, Mycosphaerellales, Mycosphaerellaceae. Gene Ontology annotation, biological process: mitotic sister chromatid cohesion. The record is from RefSeq and is a predicted model, not a curated record. The transcript has 3 exons. The coding region runs from base 1 to 2016 and encodes 671 amino acids.